AUGGCCGAGGCACUUACAAACACGGAUCUCCAGGGUGCGCUGCCCCUGAUUGCACGGGGCAAAGUCCGCGAUCUGUACGAAGUCGACGACAAGACUCUUCUUUUCAUUGCGACUGAUCGCAUCUCCGCAUACGAUGUGAUCAUGGAGAAUGGUAUCCCGAACAAGGGAGUUCUUCUGACAUUAUGCACAAAAGCAUGGUUCAAGAUCCUCACCGACGCUAUCCCCUCUCUGCGCACGCAUUUCAUUACCCUCGACCUCCCGCCCCAGAUCCCCCCUUCACUUCGGCCAGUCCUUCAGAACAGAAGUAUGCAAGUGCGCAAGCUUAAGAUCCUUCCCAUCGAAGCCAUCGUCCGAGGCUAUAUCACUGGAUCCGCUUGGAACGAGUACAAGAAGUCCGGUACCGUGCACGGAAUCAAGGUCGCUCCGGGUCUGAGGGAGAGCGAAGCCUUCCCCGAUGGCCCGAUCUACACUCCCAGCACCAAGGCCGAGCAAGGCGAGCAUGAUGAGAACAUCCACCCUGAUCAAGCCGCUGCCAUUCUUGGUGAGCAUGCCUCGACCGUUGCUUCCCUGGCUGUACAGCUGUACAAGGCCGCGCACGCCUACGCUCUGUCGCGCGGUGUCAUCAUCGCGGACACGAAAUUCGAGUUCGGUGUCGACGAGGAAACCAAUGAGGUUGUUCUGGCUGACGAAGUCCUGACGCCCGACUCGUCUCGCUUCUGGCCCAAGGAUGAUUAUGAAGUUGGCCGCGGCCAGCAAAGCUUCGACAAGCAAUUCCUUCGGGAUUGGCUCGUCAAGGAGGGACUGAAAGGCAAGGAGGGAGUCCGGAUGACAGAAGAUGUCGUACAGAAGACCGCGGAGAAGUACAAGGAGGCUUGGGAGAGGAUCACGGGGGGCAAUUAG
Molecule: messenger RNA, 900 nt
Organism: Aspergillus fischeri NRRL 181
Lineage: Eukaryota; Fungi; Ascomycota; Eurotiomycetes; Eurotiales; Aspergillaceae
Product: phosphoribosylaminoimidazolesuccinocarboxamide synthase
Exons: 3
Coding region: 1-900 (299 amino acids)
Biological process (GO): 'de novo' IMP biosynthetic process
Cellular component (GO): cytoplasm
Molecular function (GO): phosphoribosylaminoimidazolesuccinocarboxamide synthase activity
Source: RefSeq, a predicted model, not a curated record